Bufo gargarizans (Asiatic toad) is the source of this 585-nucleotide messenger RNA. Its product is annotated as somatotropin. Gene Ontology annotation, molecular function: growth hormone receptor binding; hormone activity. The coding region runs from base 115 to 534 and encodes 139 amino acids. Gene Ontology annotation, biological process: animal organ development; positive regulation of growth; growth hormone receptor signaling pathway. Lineage: Eukaryota; Metazoa; Chordata; Amphibia; Anura; Bufonidae. Gene Ontology annotation, cellular component: extracellular region. The transcript has 3 exons. The record is from RefSeq and is a predicted model, not a curated record.
UAUGACAUAAAAUUGCAUUACUAUGGCCAACUGCCCUGUUGUUCUACUGGUCUCUUCCAGGAACGAACGUUUAUCCGUGAAGAUAAAAGAUAUUCAAAUAAAAACUCAUAUGCAAUGUUCUGCUACUCAGAAACCAUCCCAGCCCCAACCGACAAGGACAAUACCCACCAGAAAUCAGACAUAGACCUCCUGCGAUUCUCCCUCACCCUCAUUCAGUCUUGGAUGACUCCAGUGCAAUCAUUGAAUAAACUGUUUACCAACCAAGUGUUCGGGAACGCGGUCUAUGAAAAACUGAGAGACCUAGAAGAAGGAUUAUACGCUCUCAUGAGGGAACUAGAUGACGGAAACGCACGUAAUUACGGCCUGUUGACAUUCACAUAUGACAAAUUUGACCCCCAUCCAGACACCGAUGAUGAUGCACGGAUUAAAAACUAUGGUCUCCUGUCCUGCUUCAAGAAAGACAUGCACAAGGUGGAGACUUACUUGAAAGUGAUGAAGUGCAGGAGAUUUGUGGAGAGCAAUUGUAUGGUUUAAAUUGUCUAAAUAAUGAAUACUAAUAAUCGCCCAGUAACCUGCUGCCUUUUA